CUGUAGUCUGUGGUACAAACUGUGGCUAUAAUUAAAAAAAUCGGAUAAAAAUGUAUAAAUAAUGUCUUUAUUAAGUUAUGUGUAAUUUAAAAACUCUUUUGAAUAACUUAACCCAAUACGUAUUUAAUUGUUAGUUAUAAUGGCUUUAGUUGCGUAUGAUAACAGUGACUCAAGUGAUUAUGAUGAACCUGAAUGUACUGGAGAGUCUUCAAAACUACAAGCUAUACUACCUGAUUUGCCGUCGGACAGUGGAACAGAAGUUAGGAAUGGAAAAAAUCUUUUUAAUCUCCUUCCUAAGCCAACUAAACAAAAAAUAACAUUAAAGGAGGAUGACGAUGAAAUAUUGCUUAAAAAAGAGAUAUGUGAAGUUAAACCUAAAUCAAGAAUUACUGUACCAUCCCUAGGUGAUUUUAAAGAUAUAGAAGAUACAGUUCCAAGUGCAAAAAGAAAAGUUAGCCAAGAGAAAAAAUCAGGACUUUUAAGUAUACUUCCACAGCCCAAAAACAGCGCUAAAGUAUCAACAAAAAUGCUAAUACCACAAUCUGUAUCUAACAAGCCAUCUUCAACUGUAAAGAAGAAAGACUCUGUUCCAAGUAUUUUAAAAAAAGCAGUUAAAACUGACAAUUCAGAUGAAAGUGAUAAUGAUGAUCUACAGAAUGAUUUCUUCUCGAUCAAUAAACCUAUAGAAGUGAUCCCAGAAAAUAUACCUUGUGUUAUUGAUGUUAAGGUUGAACAAUCUCAAAAGGAACCUCGGUCACUACAAUCUUAUUUCAAAAAAGAAGAUCAUAUUACUUUGACACCUGAUUAUCAAGAACAGUCUGAAUAUAGCAAAAAUCAAUCAGAUUUUAGCCCAGUUGAUACUACCAGUAGUGCAGAUGUUUUGGAUGAAGAAGCUAUCUUAAAGCUAUGUGGUGCUAGAGGCAAACGCAAAAGGGAAGAAAUCCAGAUUGUUGAUGUAAAUCAACAGGAAGUGCUUAAAGAUGCCAGAGAAAUGUUACUCAAGGGUCUUAUGGAUGACACUACCAAGAGACAGUCCCACAGCAAGAAAAAGGGCAAUGAACCAACAAGUCAACAGAAAAGAAAACAUCAAAUUACCUACUUAGCACAUCAAGCAAAAGCAAAUGAAGCAGAAUUACAGAAUCAAUGGGCAAACAAUAGGAUGACAAAGAGACAAACUCAAUCUAAAUAUGGAUUUUAAGAGAAUGGUAAUUAAAUUUAAAAAAAAACACUUUAUAUAAAUAAAGUUAAUAAAUAAUAUCAUUUCAUUUUGUAUU
Molecule: messenger RNA, 1274 nt
Organism: Pieris rapae (cabbage white)
Lineage: Eukaryota; Metazoa; Arthropoda; Insecta; Lepidoptera; Pieridae
Product: proline-rich protein PRCC
Exons: 6
Coding region: 140-1198 (352 amino acids)
Cellular component (GO): nucleus
Source: RefSeq, a predicted model, not a curated record